UUUUUCAGCCCCGGAGCCGGUUGGACGGCUGGAGUUGAAUCCAGAGCGGACCACAGCCCGGUGUCUUUUGAGUGUCCCUUCCCGUCGGUUUCUUAUCGCCCGGAGAGGAGAGAUUAUCAGAAGGCGGGGAGAAGUGGCAAAGGUGCGGAGGAGAUGGUUCCUUCAGCAGGAUGGACCGGAGGAAAGUCGUGCCCGGGAUUGUCCCCUGCUGUCUCCUACUGGCCCUGUCUGUCUCUGGAGAGGUUUCUGUAGGUGGAUACUUGAAUGUUGUGCUGAGUGCAGCUUCACUCUCCUGUUCAGAGGGCUUUAAAGAACUGGGAUACUAUAACGGCUCAGUUUCCUAUACGGUCUCAGGCUCCCCCUGCCUGAAGUGGACAGACUUCCCAGACUACAUGCAGCUGUACCCAGACCGAGGCCUGGGAGACCACAAUUUAUGCCGUAACCCAGACCAAGAGACCAACCCCUGGUGCUUCUUCAGGCAGAGCUCUGGUGCCAUCAGCUGGGCCUACUGUGACUGCAAUCAGGGUGCAGCCAGAUUGGUGGGGGGAUCAUCAGGCAACAGCGGGCGUCUGGAGGUCUAUCUGAAUGGCCAGUGGGGGGCAGUAUGUGACACACACUGGACUGACCGUGAUGCCAGCGUCAUAUGCAGACAGCUCAGACUGGGUGAGAUUGGUACAGCCCUGCAGCAUUCCUACUUCGGUCCAGGAUCCGUCUUCCACUAUGAGCGUCUGGGUUGCCGUGGUAAUGAGAAUUCCCUACUGGAGUGCCGGAGCCGGACGUUUGUCACCAGCGACUGCAACCAUGGCAAUGAAGCAGGGGUGGUUUGUGCUGAACCUGACGGCACUGGCAUUCCUUUGAGGCUUGUGGGAGGCCUAGAGGAUUUUGAGGGCCGUGUCGAGGUGUACUAUGACGGCAGGUGGGGAACCAUUUGCAAUAACCAUUGGGAUGACGCUGAUGCUGAGGUUGUGUGCCGACAGUUGGGCCUGGGGGGCGUGGCCAAAGCAUGGACAUGGGCCCACUUUGGCCAGGGUUUUGGUCCAAUCUUGCUGGGUGGGGUCCAGUGUACAGGUAAUGAACUAUCUCUGGAUGAGUGUCCUCAUUAUAACUGGGAGCAACACAACUGUGACCACUUGGAAGACGCAGGGGUCUCCUGCAACCCAUACACAGAUGGUGCAGUCCGACUGGUGGGAGCAGACGGUCACUGUGAGGGUCGUGUGGAGAUUUACCACCAGGGAGAAUGGGGCACUGUCUGUGAUGACAACUGGACGGAGCUCAACGCCCAGGUAGUGUGUAGACAGCUGGGCUUCAGGGGCCGAGCAGAAGUGGCUCCCGACAGGGUGUAUGAAGAAGGUCGCGGGCUGAUCCUGCUGGAUGAGGUGCAGUGUCAGGGAACAGAGGCCAGUUUACUGGCCUGCACCCACUCUGACUGGGGCCAACAUGAUUGCUCCCACAGUGAGGAUGUAGGUGUCCGCUGUGAGAGGAAAGGUGAUACUAAUGAGAUAACAGGCCUGUUGCCUCCUGGUGGCCCUCUGGUGCGUUUGGUUGCUGGAGAAAGCAGGAAGGAGGGGAGAGUGGAGGUCUUCAUUAACAGCGAGUGGGGAAGCGUUUGUGAUGAUGGCUGGAACGAUGUCAAUGCCGCUGUAGUUUGCAAACAGCUGGGAUUCAUCGGCACAGCUAAAGCUCGAUCCAUGGCGUACUUUGGUGAGGGUCAAGGUCCCAUCCAUCUGGACAACAUUCGAUGCUCGGGCACCGAGACAUCCUUGGGCCAGUGUUCGGCUACAGGUCAAGACGGCCAUGACUGCCGCCACAGUGAGGAUGCAGGCGUCAUUUGUGAUUAUACCCUGGAUCCUGUUGGAGAUGGUGCCAUGGCAAUGCAGACCUGUGGCCUGAGACUCAAUAAUCAGCGACGACGCAGGAUCAUAGGAGGAGAUAAGUCACUUAGGGGUGACUGGCCCUGGCAGGUGUCUUUGUGGCUGAGGUCUCAGUCUAAAGGCAAUCAUCCUCUGUGCGGAGCAUCACUCAUCAACCCUUGUUGGGUUGUGACCGCUGCCCACUGCUUCAAGAGAUUUGGCAGAGACCCGACCCGCUACGUGUUGCGCCUGGGUGACUACCACACCGAGGAGCAGGAUGACUUUGAACGCACCUUGUCCCCUGAACACAUUGUCAUACACAGAAAGUAUCACAGUCAGGGCUGGGAGUACGACAUCGCCCUGCUGAGGCUCAAAGGCACAGAGGGCAACUGUGUGGCAUUCAACCCGCACACUGGUUCAGUGUGUCUGCCAGAGCCAGGUAACACGUGGGAGAAGAGGCCUGCUGCCUGCGUGAUCACUGGCUGGGGCAUCACAGACUCGGAGUACUCCCGGACUUUGCUCCAGGCCUGGGUCCCCCUGCUUCCAGCCUGGAAGUGUAAAAAGCGUUAUGGCAGUCGCUUCACAAGCCGCAUGCUGUGUGCUGGGAGUCUGUCAGAGCGCCGCCGUGUGGACAGUUGCCAGGGUGACAGUGGGGGUCCGCUGGUUUGCCAGGGGGAGGGGGGCCGUUGGGUGCUGACAGGAGUAAUCUCCUGGGGUCAUGGAUGUGGUAAUCCCUUUUUCCCCGGGGUGUACACUCGUGUUAGCAGGUUCCUGCGAUGGAUUGAAAAAGUCAUCAACAAACCGUACAAGAACUAAUGAUGGAGAACAACACUCGACAACACUGGUUAUCCAGUGUUGUUGAGUGUCUUCAGGGCUUGUAGCAGGUGUGUAUUAGUAAGAAUUAAGCCUGCUGUCAAUUGCCUCUGUGCUGUGCCUCCUGGCCGUCUACACCGAGCUCUUCAGUUCAUUUGUCGCUUUUCCCACAUCACUUCAAAAAGCAUGUAAAUGACACUGUAUAGUAUUCUCACAGCGUGAAUUAAUGCCAAAUUACCAUACAAUAGGGGACAUCAUUUAAUUGGCCAUGAGCAGAACCAGUGAUGAGCGCACAGCAAAUAAGAUGUGUUAUAGAUUUGACAUUUGCCCAAACUGUUACAUGUGCUUGUUUCUUGCACCUCUUCAUCUAACCACUUCAUUACUCACUUGCAAAAGGGUAUUUAAAACUAAUCUGCCAACACAAAAGCACUAAAAAAAAUAGUUUGCAGUGCAAACAGAUUUUUAUUAAACAAAGACUUAGCAGUGCUUUGCUGACCAGUAACGAUGUACUGCUUCACAAUACUAGCCCUCCAGUGGUUUGCCUAUUAAUAUGAAGGAGCAGCAGCUUGAGGGCAGGGUUUGUUAUAUGGUUUUGGCAUGCUCCCAAGCACUAGUCCUUACUGUGAGGCCAUGUGGAAAUGCAUAUGUUCAUGGCUGGGCAAUACAGGUCUUUUAGUCCAAAAUAAUUUUGGACCUGAUCCGAAGUAGACCAAAUAAAUAUUGGUUUAUCAAAAUUUAUUUAAGCACUAUUCUCUAUUUAAAACAGUACCCAUCCAACAAACUGGAAUAGAGAAAGGCAUAUUGAUAUAGAGACUCAAGACCUGUGGCAAUACAUUCAGGAUCUGGCAACUAGGAGCCAAGUGGACCCAUGAAGACCUCUACUGGGUGCACAUGGAACAGUUAAAUAGUGCUACACUAAGCAGUCAUGUAAAAAGUUGCACGCCUUACAAUCACAUUGGGUCACCUGUGAGAACGUCAUGUAGCCCUGAGCCAUUGAAAGAAUGACAGUAAUGCAGAAAAGAAAUACCUUUGAAGAAUGAUGUGUCUGGAAUAGUAUAGUACUGAAAUUGUACAUAGACAUUUUAUUUGUUUCAUUAACAUUUCAAGUGUGCAUCUCUGAACCUACACCAAAGGUCAAACCAUUAUUCAUUUUUUUUCAUUAACCAUUAAUGACAUAAUUCUUGCCAGAUGUAUUUGUUUGAUAAAUGUAACUAAUCACAGGUCUAUAAAAUAACAUUUACUCACAACUACCAUACAGUAAAAAGUGUCAAAGGCUCAAGUCCAUUGAUAGGUUGUCUACACAUGGCUUAGGGAGGCUUAUAACCAAAGACUGAAUUACCAAUCGGACAAAACAGGCAACUGUCAUGUGUCUCAGGCACAGGACACCAGUAUUCGACCACAAAACUCAUAAGAGAGACUAGCUGGAUAGUCUCUAUUCUAACUGGAAGCCUUUUUGUUCGUUUUCCAGAAACCAUUCAUUAAAUGUCUCAAAAAAAAUGUAUUCAAUUCUUCACAAUCCCUCACCAUUUUCCUUAUACUGUACAAUCCAUGCUCUGCAGAACUGUAAAAUGCUCACAAAGAGUUGAAGGAAAUACCUGUCCUACAAUGGUUCACAUGGCAGUCUCAGUAUAAUGUAUAUUUUCACAGCUCUAAUUGCAUCUCUCUGCUGCUCUUACUUUCUCACUGGUUAAUUUAUUCUUUAUUCUGAUGAUUGUACUUUGUUCUCUCUCAAUGUUAAGUUGUUCUUAAUGACACUCAACACCUCUCGCAGAUGUUUAGAAAGCCUUACACAAGGGAGGAAUUACUGCCUAAAUUAUUGGAAGGCUUUUAAUCUGAAACUGAUUGAGGAAACAUUAAAUUUGCAUUAACAGCAGACAGAAAAUUAACACAACAGAAUAUAGGGAGGUUUUUUUUAAAUAAUAUAUUUAUUAUUCUUUGCCGAAACAAAGCAAAGCUAUGUUGGCAAUAGCACACAUUAAGCUAAUUAAAGAAACAACAUAAAACACACAGAACCAUUUGGUACUUGGACACAAAAUCUUUUCAAAUGUUGGUAAUCCCAAAUGUAAUAUAUCUAAAUUGUAAAUAAAUUAUGACCUAGUAUUUAAUGAAUUAAUUAACUUUAGUUAUUCUCUAGAGACCAAGGACACACCAAGGAGAAUUCAUUCCUCUGCUUCAUAAUCAAACCAUCUUCUUUAUCAUAAAAUUCAUACACUUCACAAAAGCAAAGUAUGAUCCCCAAACCUUUUCAAACAUUUCCUGUUUUCCUUUUAAUAAAUAACUUUUUUUGACAGAAGACGUAAUAGCAUUGUUCAAGACUUGGCCUGUUAGUCAUUUUCCAAAAAAGUGAAAUGAGUCCUUUAACAUGCAGAGGAAAAAAAGAUCUGUAUUUGUUAAUUUUAAUAAAAUUGUGUUCCUCUGGAUAUGACCCUAAAAUAAAAAAACUUAGAAUCAAUUGGGAUGCUCUUAGACACGACCAUUUCCAUUUGUUAUCUCUUACCGCCUCCCUAUAGGUCAAUUUUUCUGCAUUGGGAAACGGUGUAACACGUCCUCUUCAUUUCUGCCCAUUUACUGCAUAAAUCUGGAAUGUUUCUAAUUUAUUGAUUCAAUCUUACCAGAGUGACAAACUCACCAAAUACUUUAUUAUACUGUGUCAUGUUCAUGAAACCAGUUUGAGAUGACUUUUGCUUUGUGACAUG
Molecule: messenger RNA, 5359 nt
Organism: Xiphias gladius (swordfish)
Lineage: Eukaryota; Metazoa; Chordata; Actinopteri; Istiophoriformes; Xiphiidae
Product: neurotrypsin
Exons: 14
Coding region: 171-2666 (831 amino acids)
Biological process (GO): proteolysis
Cellular component (GO): membrane
Molecular function (GO): serine-type endopeptidase activity
Source: RefSeq, a predicted model, not a curated record